This is a messenger RNA of Eubalaena glacialis (North Atlantic right whale), 1115 nucleotides long. RefSeq names its product proline rich 7, synaptic (gene PRR7). The transcript has 3 exons. The record is from RefSeq and is a predicted model, not a curated record. Lineage: Eukaryota; Metazoa; Chordata; Mammalia; Artiodactyla; Balaenidae. Bases 258 to 1067 code for a protein of 269 amino acids.
AGGAUGCCUGGGCCCGUCCCGCGCGGCCCCGGGUGAGGCCCGCCAGCGUGCCUGCCGGCGCCAUGGGAAGGAGCGGGCGCCGCUGCUGCUGCCUCCUGCCUGCGCGCGCACGACUUGAACCCAGCUGCGGGCAGCCCCCGGCCGCGGGUCCCCGAGUGACGCUGGCGGCAUCUGGGAGCUUGGCGCGGGCCCGGGGCCACGUCGAGGAGCCCAUUGUCCAGUGAAACAGCCGAGGACCCGCCGCCCGCGCCGCCGCCAUGGUUAUGUCCCAGGGCACCUACACGUUCCUCACGUGCUUUGCCGGUUUCUGGCUCAUCUGGGGUCUCAUCGUCCUACUCUGCUGCUUCUGCAGCUUCCUGCGCCGCCGCCUCAAACGGCGCCAGGAGGAGCGGCUGCGUGAGCAGAAUCUGCGCGCCCUUGAGCUGGAGCCCCUUGAGCUCGAGGGCAGCCUGGCCGGGAGCCCCCCCGGCCUGGCGCCCCCGCCACCACCUCACCGCGGCCGUCUCGAGGCGCCGGCGCACGCCCACCAGCACGUGCACGUGCACCCGCUGCUGCACCACGGGCCCGCGCAGCCGCACGCGCACCCGCACGCACACCACCACGCGCUUCCGCACCCACCGCCGCCGCACCUAUCAGUACCGCCGCGGCCGUGGAGCUACCCGCGCCAAGCGGAAUCGGACACGUCCAAGCCACCGUGCUACGAAGAGGCGGUGCUGAUGGCCGAGCCGCCGCCGCCCUACAGCGAGGUGCUCACGGACACGCGCGGCCUCUAUCGCAAGAUUGUCACGCCCUUUCUGAGCCGCCGCGACAGCGCGGAGAAACAAGAGCAGCCGCCGCCCAGCUACAAGCCGCUCUUCCUGGACCGGGGCUACACGUCGGCGCUGCACCUGCCCAGUGCCCCGCGGCCCGCGCCGCCCUGCCCUGCGCUCUGCCUGCAGGCGGACCGCAGCCGUCGGGUCUUCCCCAGCUGGACCGACUCGGAGCUCAGCAGCCGAGAGCCACUGGAGCACGGAGCUUGGCGCCUGCCGGUCUCUAUCCCCUUGUUCGGGAGGACUACAGCCGUAUAGAGGGCGCCCGGCGUCCCGAGCCCCACCCGCGGACUCCUGGCCUGAUUG